AGCAACUAAACAUAGCAACUGGGGAAUCGGAACCUUGCGCGCCGGUCGAGCAGUUUCCAGCCUCCAGCGUGAGGGAACAGUUCUCUUUUGCCUGCGAGUCUGGAACUAUCUCAUUCUGGUCAAAGAAAGAGCCAGUCUAGGACCAGAAGCCUUUCGCGGAUUGCUGAAGCUGAAGGAGAUGUUUAACUCCAAGUUUGGAUCCUCUCCCAAAUUUUAUGUUCGAGCCCCAGGAAGAGUCAAUAUAAUAGGAGAGCAUAUAGAUUACUGUGGAUAUUCUGUACUUCCAAUGGCUGUAGAACAAGAUAUGUUAAUAGCUGUGGAACCUGUGAAAACAAACACUCUCCAACUGGGCAACACAAACCCCUUAUAUCCGGACUUCAGUACUAGUUCUAAUAACAUUCAGAUCGACAAAACCAAGCCUCUGUGGCACAACUAUUUCCUAUGUGGAUUUAAAGGAAUUCAGGAACACUUUGGUCUCAGUGACCUGACUGGAAUGAACUGCCUGGUAGAUGGAAACAUACCGCCAAGUUCUGGCCUCUCCAGCUCCAGUGCCUUAGUUUGUUGUGCUGGCUUGGUGACACUCACAGCACUGGGAAUGAACCUAUCCAAGGUGGAACUUGCAGAAAUUUGUGCUAAGAGCGAACGUUAUAUUGGCACUGAAGGAGGAGGCAUGGACCAAUCCAUAUCAUUUCUUGCAGAAGAAGGAACUGCCAAGUUGAUAGAAUUUAGUCCUUUGAGGGCGACUGAUGUUAAACUCCCAAGUGGAGCAGUGUUUGUGAUCGCCAACAGCUGUGUGGAAAUGAACAAAGCAGCAACUUCCCAUUUUAAUAUCAGAGUGAUGGAGUGUCGGCUGGCUGCAAAGCUCCUGGCUAAGCACAAAGGCUUGCAAUGGAACAAAGUUCUGCGACUGGAGGAGGUACAGGCCCAGCUAGGGAUUAGUCUGGAAGAAAUGCUCUCAGUCACAGAGGAUGCCCUUCACUCUGACCCCUAUAGCCCUGAGGAGAUCUGCAUGUGUCUGGGUAUUAGCCUGGAUGAACUCCGAACCCAGAUCCUGAGUCAAAACACUCGAGAUGUGCCCAUCUUCAAACUCUACCAACGUGCAAAGCACGUAUACAGUGAGGCUGCACGAGUGCUUCAGUUUAAGAAGAUAUGUGAAGAAGCACCUGACAACGUGGUCCAGCAGCUGGGAGAGUUGAUGAACCAGAGCCACAGGAGCUGCAGGGACAUGUACGAGUGCAGCUGUCCUGAGCUGGACCAGCUGGUGGACAUCUGUCGGAAAUUUGGUGCUCAAGGAUCACGGCUUACUGGAGCAGGAUGGGGAGGCUGCACCGUAUCAAUAGUGCCUGUUGACAAGCUGCCUGGCUUCCUGGCAAAUGUGCAGGAAGCUUUUUACCAGGGGAGUGACGCAAGCUUUGCACCUGAGAAACAGAGCUUGUUUGCUACCAAACCUGGAGGUGGGGCUUUGGUUUUCCUUGAGGCCUAAACAAUGUAAAAAAAUCUCAGAAAACUAUUUAGGGCAUUUAGGCACUUCCAAGACUUCCUAUGCCACAGUAAAUUAAUUCUCUUUCUGUUUUGUGUUAUAAUUUACAGUUGCUAUUAUCAAGAUGUAUUUACAAACAGCUGAAAGCUCUCUAUGCUUCAUAAUGAUUAUUUUUCCACCUUAAAAUAGGAUUUUAAAAAACUAAUCAGAGACAACAUUAGACUUAGGUAUUUUAAGGAUGAUUUACUGAGAUUGUCGAUGGGAAGAUUUUUAAAGAUAAAUGAUAAAACACUCUAAAUACAUGGAUUGGACUUGACUUAAAUAAACAUACUGCUACAAUUAAACUGAUAAAAUUGACUGUGUCUAUUAUUCUUGAAUUUAAUUAAUUUCUGGUUUCUCACUGUGUUCUGCUUCCUCCAAUGUGUAGAUUUCCGUUGAUGAUGAUGACUGUGAUGUCAUAUAUUCUAAAUCCAUGCUUUCUUCAGAACGCUGUGAAAAUAAUACAUGAUUGAAAAUUCAUAAAUUUUCUUUAACACCGUGUACUUGAAUGUGAAAUUUUCCAAAUUAUUAAGAUGGUAAGGGUCACUUUUUUUUUCUGGCAAACGAUGUAUUGGAAUUAGGAAGAAAAACCCAGGAUCAUUUAAAUUGCUUUUUUAAAAAAUGUAUUGUCAUACAAUGUAGUUCUUUUGGCACUUAAACUAUCUCCAUCACUCAGUAGUUAACUUAGAUGACACUAUAAGUGUCUCUCAUAUCAUAGUGAAAUAUAGAAUUAUCUAGAUAAUAAUUCAGAUAAUUUGAUUUGUUCUUCCCACUCUAUCCAAUCUUUCCUCAAAUGCAUCUUCAAUCCAAGAAACAUGUAUUCUGGAAACUACACUGAUGCCUUCCAUCACUUUUGUGUGUGUUUUCAUGAGUAGGUUACUGAGGGUUUUUUUUGUUUUGUUUUGUUUUUUGGUUUGUACAUGAGUAUUUCAGCCAGUAAGGUAGGUGUGCAGGAAUGUCGUUAUGUUACCUGAGUACUGUGGCUAGUGUAAGGAUAUAGGUAUGCAGGGAUAUAGGUGAGAGUAGCAGGAAAAGGCUUAAAGUUGAUUGUAGGCUUGGUAAUAGUAUUGGUGGGUACCUGUGUGUAUUCAUCAAGAGUGGAAAGAAAUGUUUGGCCAUGUAAUGGUGGCAAAUGAAUGACUUUCUUUCAUGGUCAGACUACAGGAAUGCCUUCCUGAAUUAUAUGGUAAUUUUGACCAAAACACAAUUAGCUAAAAUAUUCAGAUAACAUAAACAGCGGUUUUGCAGUUUGAAUUAUCUAGGAAACUAUCACAAUUUUCCAUUUUUCUUUGAUUUUGAUUGUUCAUUGAUGCGCAACUCAAAGAUUGAGCAUCAUCAUCUAGAAUCUCAGUUUUACAGUGGCCUAAGAAAAGUUGGUUAUGAUAAUUCUUAAAGGACAACAUACAUAAAGUAUUAGAAAAAUAUUCUGUUGUAAAAUAAACUUCUGAUAAAUUUUUAUUCUUAGCAGAAAGGUAGGCACUUCAGAAUUCUUAAUUAAACUUUGUUGAAAAAAUUUUGAAUUCUUUAAAUUCAAGUAGUUUAAAUUUAAAACCCUUUGUUUUUAAUAUCUUGCAAUUUUCCACAAAGGAUUUGUCAUGUGUGUAUAACUUUUUAAAGAUACCUGAAUCACUGUUACAAAAAAAGAUACUUGGCCGGCGCCGCGGCUCAAUAGGCUAAUCCUCUGCCUAGCGGCGCUGGCACACCGGGUUCUAGUCCCGGUCGGGGCGCCAGAUUCUGUCCCGGUUGCCCCUCUUCCAGGCCAGCUCUUUGCUGUGGCCAGGGAGUGCAGUGGAAGGUGGCCCAAGUGCUUGGGCCCUGCACCCCACGGGAGACCAGGAUAAGCACCUGGCUCCUGGCUUCGGAUCAGCGUGGUGCGCCGGCCAUGGUGGCCACUGGAGGGUGAACCAACGGCAAAAGGAAGACCUUUCUCUCUGUCUCUCUCUCUGUCCACUCUGCCUGUCCAAAAAAAAAAAAAAAAAAAAAGAUACUUGUCAUCACUUUGCUAUACUACUUAAAUUUUUUAACCGCAUGAUUUCUGCUUUGCAAUAGAUGAAUAAAAAUUUUGUGUGUACUCCUGUAAGCCAUCAAAUACAUAUCUGUUUUGAUUUCUAGCUUGAAAAGAACUAUAUUUCAAUUCUACCAUCACUAAGAGUUGUUCUAGGUAUUUAUAAUAGAGAUAGAAAACUUGUCUGGAGUCACUGGAGAAAAGUUUCAUGCAGCAAAUGGACUAGUGAAUAAAUUUUGAAAGCUAGAGAGCAGGUGUUGCAUGUGAGUGGAACCUACGCACACGAUGUGUACAGAGGCUUUGGAAUAUAGUGAAGAAUAAUAUUGGCUACAUGGGCUGGAGUCAGCUUUUUAAAAGGUCCAAAUCUAGGCAGACUUUCGACCAGGGGUUGCAAACUGUCAGUUUAUGGGCCACAUCUGGUUUACAGAUGUUUUUUUGCAAACUAAAUGUAGUCAGAAAAUACUCAUACAGUGUUUCAAAAUCUUGGGGUUCAAAGAAGAAGGUUUUACUGAAGAAUCUUUAUUACUGAUAGUGGAAAAUCUGAUAACAUUUUGGUCUACCUGCCUACAAGGCAACAAAGACCUGGAGCUGAGGUAGUAGCUGUCUUGUUAGGUAAGGUGUGACUCUCCAGGGUGCUACAAUUCCCACAGCCCCUUGUAGUUUCCCUGAUGCAUCACUUAUCAUUGACAAAUUGAGACCACUCGCCCUUCACCAGCACAGUGACACUGUUGUAUUCUUACAUUAAGUGUUUCUCUUUUACCAUGCGUCUGUUGAUACUAGGAAAGAUAAAUCAAGAAAAAUGAGUGUGUGUGUGUGUGUGUGUGUGCGUGUGUGUGUGAAGUAAAGAAUGGCCCUGCUCAAGAGAGACAUCCAGGUAUUUCACUGUGUUCUAUCACCCUUCAGGCCCAAGUAGGAAUUUAUUAUUUGACUCAUUAUUGACAUUAUACCAUUAGCCAAUUGGAUUGCUCUUGAUUUUAAGUGGAAGCCUGAGAUACUGAAAAUAUAAGGUUGUCUUUGAUUGCUGAUCUCCAGUUGUACCACUUUCAGCUUUAUUGUAUACAUGUGCCUGUUGGACAGGAAGAGGUCCUUUAGACUUAACAGAAUUUUCCACAAAGUAAGAAGGAGCCGAAGGGACAAGGACAAAGAAAACCAGGAAGAAGGCAGAGUCUCCUUCCCUUCCUUUCUUCCUCACAGUAGAGUCCUGUUUAGAGCUUUAUCGCAGUCUGCCUUGUGUUUUGGUUAAUUUAGGCCAGGGACCAUUCAUCUAACAUAGCAACAUAUUCAAUAUGCUUUUGUUGAAUUAUUAAUGAAAAAUAAAAGGAAACUUGAGUUUGUAGCUCUAACGGCUUUUGGAGGUUUUCAGUUGCAUAAACUGUCCAUUGGAGGCAAGGAAUGGGAAAGAAGGGCAUGAGAUUGUCAGUAAAUAUGUUAAAUAAAGAAUAUCUUUUUUUUUUUUUUGACAGGCAGAGUGGACAGUGAGAGAGAGAGACAGAGAGAAAGGUCUUCCUUUGCCAUUGGUUCACCCUCCAAUGGCCGCCACGGCCUGCAUGCUGCGGCCGGCGCACCACACUGAUCCGAUGGCAGGACCAGGAGCCAGGUGCUUUUCCUGGUCUCCCAUGGGGUGCAGGGCCCAAGCACCUGGGCCAUCCUCCACUGCACUCCCUGGCCACAGCAGAGGGCUGGCCUGGAAGAGGGGCAACCGGGACAGAAUCCGGCGCCCCGACCGGGACUAGAACCCGGUGUGCUGGUGCCGCUAGGCGGAGGAUUAGCCUAUUGAGCCACGGCGCCGGCCUUAAAUAAAGAAUAUCUUAAAUGUGCAUAUGGAUGAUUAAAUACCAAGAAUACAUUUUGUUGCGCCACUGUAACUUGGGUGUGAAUCAGAUACUGCUUAUGAAAUAUUACCCAGUGUAUAUAUUAGAAACUAGGGAGAGAAUUAUUAUUUUCAGAAAGGAAACAUACCAAUUUAUGUAGGAACUUCUCAAAGUCACUCUGAACUUCAUAAGGCUUCUUCAUAGCCUUUGCUUGGAGUCUAAUUAUGGAUAAGGAAAAUUAGUAGCCAAACUGUCUUUAUACUGACACAAAUUAAUAGCCAACAUUUAUAAAGAUUUUAAUAUGUGGGGCUGGCACUGCAGUGCAGCAGGUUAAAGCCCUGGCCUGCAGCGCCGGCAUCCCAUAUGGGCGCCAGUUCAAGUCCUGGCUGCUCUACUUCCAAUCCAGCUCUCUGCUAUGGCCUGGGAAAGCAGAAGAUUCCCAACUCCUCAUAAAAUUUGUAGGAAGUAAAAUUUUCUGAAAAUUCAAAGUACACACUGCUGUACCAGGAAGUGUGGAUUAGGUGACAGGCCUGUUCUAGGUUCCUUCCGUGUUUCUUCAGUCUGAGGCUACCAAGUCGUAGGUCUUUUGCAUUGAUGCUCUGUGACAGACACAUGCCCCUCACUCAGUCUUUAUCUCUGUCAGUUUUUUCUCCUCAACCUCUGUUUUCUUCUCACUUUCUGUUUUCCUCUGGGUCACACAUCUGUCUUUUCAUUCUUAUCCCAAACUGGCUCUUAUUCAUAAUCCUGUUUAAACACACUCCAAAUUAUCCCUGGUGCCCUUUCUCAGUUGCACCCUUUUAAUGUAUACCAGUCACUGGUUUUAGAAUAUUCACCAAGUCAGCUGGCACUGCACCUCACUUGGCUAAUCCUCCGCUUGUGGCGCCGGCACUCCGGGUUCUAGUCCGGGUCGGGGCGCCGGAUUCUGUCCCGGUUGCCCCUCUUCCAGGCCAGCUCUGCUGUGGCCAGGGAGUGCAGUGGAGGAUGGCCCAAGUGCUUGGGCUCUGCACCCCAUGGGAGACCAGGAGGAAGCACCUGGCUCCUGGUUUCAGAUCAGUGCAGCACGCCGGCCGUAGCAGCCAUUUGGGGGGUGAACCAACGGAAGGAAGACCUUUCUGUCUCUCUCACUGUCUAACUCUGCCUGUCAAAAAAAAAAAAAAAAUAUUCACCAAGUCCUGUGGUCAUUGUCACUAUCUAAUCCUCCCUCUUGUGCCUGCCUUUCGACUUCAUGGGUGUAGUUUUUUUGAAGAUGACAGAUGGAAGCUUAUAUGCCAUGCCUAUAAAUUUUACAAGCACAUGGGAUUUAUAUAGCCAAAUGAGUAUUUUCCCCUUCACUUUCUCCUACAACGUGCCCUUACAUAAAAUAUAUCUGGAUGCUUCUUGGGGGUUACCCUGAGAACUCGCCUAGAUUCUUCUGCACAGCUUCGACGGUGAGAAAUUCUGUCUUGUGUGGAUUUAUUUGUGGAAACCUGUAACACCACUUGAAAUUUGACCUUACACGUUUGAAUGUGAGGUUUCUGGUAAGGGGGAUAAGAUUCUAAAAUAAUGGGUUGGAUUUUUUCAUAUAAGUGAAAACUAGUUUUCUAAGUUCCAAAAUAGUAUUUACAAGUAUGACAUGUGACUGGCGCAGUUCUAGUUUCCCAGGGGGGCUUUUUGUGAAGGGCUGUACCCAUCUGAUACUGAUUCUUGUGCAUGUGGGUGUGUUGGAAGAAGUGGUUGUUCUUAAAAUUUGUAGUUUUCCUUUUUAUACUCCAAUUUAUAAAAUAAACAAAUUAAAUAAGCUCAA
Messenger RNA from Oryctolagus cuniculus (rabbit), 7118 nucleotides. Lineage: Eukaryota; Metazoa; Chordata; Mammalia; Lagomorpha; Leporidae. The record is from RefSeq and is a predicted model, not a curated record.